AGACUUGAGGCAACUUCAAAGAGGAAACGUUUAAAAACUACACAGACGGAACCGCCCGAGGGACAAGUUUGUGUGCGGAAGUGGGAAGGCGGAGGCAGAAAUGGAAGUCUGACAGUUCCUGGUUCUAGACAAUGUGAGCAGCGGGACAGACAGACAGACAGACAGUCGGAGGCUCGUCUUUGGAUCCUAAUCGUCCGGACCCAGAGGGAGGAAUGACCGGAGACGGAGCCGCUGGGAGGCCGGUUUCCCACCGGAGCGGACCCAGACCCCGGGCCGCCGUCCUGUUGUCGGUGCUUGCCUCCGCCGCCACCGUGGCCGCCGUCGGUUGUUUCUGUGCGCUCGUGUACCCCAUUAUCAAAGAGCUGAGAGCAGAGAGAGUGAGAGGAGAGGACGGGACAGAGCAGAGGAUGCUGGGUUUCUGGAGCAUCCUGGUGCUGUCAGUCUUAGUAGGAUGCAUCUGCUGUGUCUUCUCCUGGACGUUCUCCUACCUGGACUCGUACCAGCCUGGCAUGGUGUUUUCAAUGCCGCAGACUCUGGCACACUUCAGAGAUGGAUCCGGCCGUGGCUUUCUCAUGAGUUAUGGGGUUGCUGUUCUGAACGGCGUCAUGGCGAUGCUCACCGUCAUCUGGAGCCUCUCCUGAAACAAGAACAACCUCACCAGGUGGAUGACGACAACGCUCAGACAUCCAAGACUUCCUCCAGUGAUAGAUUAAACAGAAAGUUUGGAAUGGAAGAAUCGUCAUUAUGUACUUUGGAUCUAUGUUUUACCAACAGUCUAGCUAACAAUUCAAAUACCAGACUGUGUUUACAGUAAAGGAGUACACCCCUGUGCUAGUUAAUAAGUACAGUAUCUCCUCUGAUCAACCAUUAACAAUAAAUACUUUAGAAAGACCGCAGUGAAAGUAGAGACCCCAAAGUAGAAACUUAACCCACCUGUGAUCUCUGACACACACGCUAACAGUCAAAGCAAAGUCACCGCAUUAAUCAGGAGGUACAGAAGGAGCCAUACCACCUACAGGUAAGUCUUAGUACCACUAACCAGAGCUGCAGUAAUCCUACAGCGUCAUCAGGAAAGGUGCACCGCUUCCACAGUCUAGCUCUGAAAUACAGACCAGGAGGUGCAUCUAAUGCAUCUGGGUUGUUUGUGCAGCUCAUACCAAGCUGAACUUCCAAUUCGCUUACUAUUAAAAUCUAUAUAAAAAGAUAAGCAAUUCACCGUUGGUUGAGGAAAAUUCAGAGAUAAAAAUAAUUAUCGCAGGUUUAAAGCUACAGAGCAAGACUCUGAGAACUAGUGCACUACGAACCCAUUUCUAGAAAUUAAAGACAUCUUCCUGAGCAAAGCUGCAUCUUUAAGCUAGCGAUGGAUGAAUGAGUCGGUCUGAAGAAGCUGUGAAGCUUCAGGAACCAUCAUCCACCGUCUCUUUUUUAGAAUUUUUGCAGUUUUGGUCUUCUAGCCCACCAACUCUGCUCUCAUCAAACCUGAUUCUAGUCUCAGCAGGAAGCUUCUUUCUGCACAAAACAGCAGACAGACGAAGAUAUGAACUAUCUGCAAACAUGAGGAGCAUCUAGAAGGUAGAAAGCCAGAGGCUGCAGGAGACCAAAAUGGAGCAAAAAUAAACACUGAACUUUGAUGUGUGAAUAAACAACUUUUUCUGA
Molecule: messenger RNA, 1656 nt
Organism: Amphiprion ocellaris (clown anemonefish)
Lineage: Eukaryota; Metazoa; Chordata; Actinopteri; Pomacentridae
Gene: arl6ip6
Product: ADP-ribosylation factor-like 6 interacting protein 6
Exons: 5
Coding region: 213-641 (142 amino acids)
Source: RefSeq, a predicted model, not a curated record